AUGGGCACCGCAGACCUGUGCGACGUGCACCACCCGCGUAACGUCGACGUCGUCGGCACGGACGGCAUCAAGAUCGCGGAGCCGGGCCUGCGGGACCUGGGGGGCAAGGUCAGGUUUCAUGGGAUGAUCAGCACAGUGCGCUGCUUCGAGAACAACCCGCUCGUCCGCAAGGCCCUCGAGGAGCCCGGGAACGGCCGCGUCCUCGUCGUCGACGGCGGCGCCUCCCGCCGCUGCGCGCUCCUGGGCGACAACCUCGCGGCGAUGGCGGUGCGCAACGGCUGGAGCGGGCUCGUGAUCAACGGCAUGAUCCGCGACUCCGAGGACGUGGCGCAGAUGGACCUCGGCGUCAAGGCGUGGGGCACGCACCCGCUGAAGAGCAGCAAGCGCGACGCGGGUCUCCGGGACGUGCCGGUGUCGUUCUGCGGCGUGCAGUUCGUGCCGGGACACUGGCUGUACGCGGACGGCGACGGCAUCGUCGUGUCGGAGACCGAGCUCCCGACGCCCCCCCGCGAAGAGCCGCUGAAGUAA
Pedinophyceae sp. YPF-701 is the source of this 528-nucleotide messenger RNA. The record is from the annotation of a GenBank genome assembly. NCBI's taxonomy places the organism in Eukaryota, Viridiplantae, Chlorophyta, Pedinophyceae.